This is a messenger RNA of Lucilia cuprina (Australian sheep blowfly), 4075 nucleotides long. RefSeq names its product ubiquitin carboxyl-terminal hydrolase 35 (gene DUBAI). Gene Ontology annotation, molecular function: cysteine-type deubiquitinase activity; cysteine-type endopeptidase activity. Gene Ontology annotation, biological process: protein deubiquitination. The coding region runs from base 649 to 3381 and encodes 910 amino acids. NCBI's taxonomy places the organism in Eukaryota, Metazoa, Arthropoda, Insecta, Diptera, Calliphoridae. Gene Ontology annotation, cellular component: nucleus; cytosol. The transcript is spliced from 5 exons. The record is from RefSeq and is a predicted model, not a curated record.
UUUUGUAAAAGACAUAUUACAAUACAAAAAAUUUUCACUAAAAACGAGAAAAAUUGCAUAGUUUAAAGAAUAUAUAUUUAAAAAAACUAGAAAAACUAUAAAAUUUGCGAAAUAUAUUAAAAAUUAAUUACAAAUCAAAACAAUUCCGAUAUUAAAGUGAAAAGUUAGAAAAGACAAAAAGGAAAAAUAAAGCACAGACAGCAUCCAGUAGCAAAAAAAAAAUCGAAGAAAAAACGAAAGGCGUAAAAAAUAUAUAUACACAUAUAAUUUUUGUAAAAUCAAGCUGAAAAAGAGAGAUUUGCCACAAAAUUUCUAUUAAUUUUUUUUAUAAAGUUGUUAAAAAAGAAGAAAAACAGAAUUACAAGAUCAUUGUUCUUAUUAAAAGUCAAAGAGUGCAACAAACGUAAGAUUUUUGCAAAAAAAAAAAAAAAAAAACACGAAAAUCAAGGACACUUGACGACCUCGUCGUCGUUAGCGUUGACGGCAAACGCAGAAAACAGUUUUUUAAUAUAUUUUGUGAAUUUAUUAUUAACGGGUUUAGGAAGUAAAAACGUAUCAGAAAGUAAGACCAAAUUGUCUAUAAACCAAAAAGACUACUAAGAUUACUCGUCUCUUUAAACGGGCGAGUUUAGUAAAGGGUAAUCGGAUAUGGCUGUUAAACAGAACAAUACCGAGGGGAACGGUUCUUCAGCAGAUGCUAAUCAAGUAAAUGGCGGCAAUGGAGUAAAGUCGACCGGAACCAUUACAAAAUCAAAGAAAAUGAAUCCAAACGGCCCUAAUGGUGAAGUGGGUGCGGGCGCUUUGGCGUCUGGUGUUGGUUUAGGGCCCAGCGGAAAUGCUGACUUGCCCGGCUGUAGUGGUUCAACAGGAGCUUCGUCUAAAGCCAAAGUAAUGUCUUCAGCCUCUAAUAUUGGAUCCGGGCCAGCAAAUGUCUCAGCCCAAAACAAUGACAUUUCUUACAUCUUGCAAUUGAUCGAUUUGGUUGAGAUGAAACAACAACAGGUGGAUUUAAGCAAGGAAAUGCUCAAAAUUUAUCACCAUCUCAUUGUUAAAUUGGCAAGAGUUCAAUUUCCACGUCAAUCACCCGAAGAUUUAAAGCGUUUCAAGGAGGACAUGGCCAAAGUAGGAGCAUUCUUUGCUAAAAGUACUGAGAAAAGUAUAUACUUUUACUCCUAUUUACCAGUAGUGUGCCAGCUUAUUACUAUGGCUGAUGGUGAAACUCCAUCAUGUGCUCUGGCCGUUAUUUUUCAACUCUUCAACUCGGAAAUGGUUGUGGAAGCAGUGCAAUCAUUGCUGGAACAUGAAGUACCCGAUCAGAACAUACGAAAGACUGUGUGUCUAUUGUGUGAGUGGUUGCGUAUGUGCAAUUUCUGCCAGAAUUUGCAUGUUUGGAUUAUGGUUAUAUUAAACGGUCUGCAGAAACGUAACAAAAGUGCUUUGGUUGAACAAAUCGCAUUGGAAAAUAUUGAACAAUUGUUUGCCUCGCUAAUAGUACCGGUUUUAAGACCUAAAGUUGCACCCAUUGUGUUUCUUAUGUUGUCAUCAGUCGAUCAAAGUCCUGAAGUUUUUCAAAAGAUCUUACCACGUUUUCCUCUUGUUAUAAAUAUGCUCAAACAGCAAUCGAAUAGUAGCGAAGAAUAUGCCGAUAGUACCAAAAAAGUCCUACAACAGUUGGUCGAUCGAACCAGUCAAUUAAUGUCACGAUUUUAUCGUUACGAUGAUCUUUAUGAGCCAAUAGAAUUGGCUUUAAAAGGUUUUCAGCCAUCGAAUAACUACAUGAACUAUGUCUAUGGUUCAACAAUCGAUUCUACUCAAAAUCCAAAUGCCAAAGUGGGUUUGGUUAAUCUGGGUAAUACAUGUUAUAUGAAUAGUGUUUUGCAGGCUUUGGCCAUGACUAAAGAGUUUUCUCGUGAGAUCCUAUUAUCUGAAAGUAAAUCUCCUCUGUUAAUUAAAAUGCAGCAACAGAUUGCGUUUAUGUUGUAUUCCACACGACAAGAGUUGACACCCUCUAAAGUGCUAAACGCUACCAGGCCCCCUGGUUUUUCGCCAGGUCUACAGCAGGACAGUUCAGAAUUCCUUGGUUAUCUUUUAGAAACCCUACACGAACAGGAAGUGGCUUUUCGCAAAAAAGCUACAAAUACUUUGGAAAAUUGUGUGGGUGGUGGUAAAGACACAUCGAGUAAAAUUGUAAACAAAAUGGAAAAUGCCCAAGAAACAGGUGCUUCUGCUCUGUACAAAGAUGAAGAGGACGUUGACGACGAUGAAGGUUAUGUUGAAAAUAUAACAACUAACUCCAACAUAUCUAACACAACAGAUGCCGCCGAUUCUAUUAAAAGCACAAAUUUACAUCCCAUUAAUAAAUCUUCUUCCUCGUCAUCAUCAUCAUCAUCCACAACGACACUUUCCACUAAAACGCUUUCAACAGCAACGGCCACUACUUCGAUUUUAACAAACUCACAAAAUUAUUCGACAAUCGAAAAGACAUUUACUGGCAAAUUGGCCACCACCUAUAAAUGCUUAAGUUGCGGAUGGAAAAGCUGCAACAUUGAUAGUUUUCGUGAUUUACAACUUUCUUUUCCCGAUGUCAAGAAUGAUUGUGCUUCCAAUUAUUCGGUACAGGAUCUCAUCGAAUAUUAUUGUUCAUCGGAAAAACUCUAUGGUGAUAAUCAAUAUUUUUGCGAACGUUGCAAAAAGCUAUCGGAUGCCGAACGUUACAUUAAUGUAAUAAGUGCGCCAAAGAAUCUAAUAUUAACUUUGAAACAUUUCAAAUAUGAUCAGAAAUAUCAUAUGCGUGCCAAAUUGAUGCACAAAGUUUUCCAUGAUGAAAAGGUUUCGCUUAAAGUUUGUUCACCGGAAAAUCUAGAAGAAAUUGCUACUGUUCAUUACGAUCUAUACGCCGGCGUAGUUCAUUCUGGAUUCAGCAUGGAUUCAGGACAUUAUUAUACUUAUGCAGCUGAUGCCAGUAAUAAAUGGUAUAAAUUUAAUGAUAGCAUUGUGACACCAUCCAAAACCGAGGAACUACACAAUCUAACACCACCAAAUACACCAUACAUAUUAUUCUAUCAAAUGGGGGCACGAUCAAAUGAAACGCCGGAAACAUCGGCUUCAACUAAAGUUAUAAAAGUCGAUGUACCUACACCACUCACUCUGGAAGAAUUGCCACGUGAGUUACGCGACAUGGUAACACAUGAUAAUUAUGCUUUCAGUGAAGAACUUAAGAUGAGACGUUACAAAAAUGCCAGUAGUUUAAAUGCGAAUGCAAUGAAAACAAAAGAUCAAAGACGCGAUAGUUUCGAAGAUGACGACGAUGAACAACCACCGCCGGCCAGUGGUUGUGGUGGUAAUGCUAUGAAUAUAAAUAUGAAUAGGUUUGUUUAUUAAAAUUAAGAACUAUUUACAUUAAUUACAUACUAUAUAUAUUUUAUUCGCCUUGUAAUCUUGUAAUUUUUAUUCUUUAAUAUUUUCACGAACGUCUUUUGUAAUUUAAAAAAAAUGAUAUGAAAAAUCAAAGUAACAAAUCAGAAAUUAUUUUGAAAAAGUUUUAAAAAAGUCGAAAGCAUUAAAUUGAUACCAGAAAAAGUACUUUAAAUGAAUGUACUUUAAACAGAAAACGUACACGAAUCAAUGAAUUUGGUAAAUGCUAGACAAGAAAGAAACAAAACACUAUACAUACUACAUGCAUACAUAGAUACAUACAUAGAUACUUUUUAACACAAAUUUCAAAUGCCUUUUGUACAAUAAUGUGUUUUUUUAGGAUUAUUAUGUUUAUUAUUUUUAGUACUCUGAAGUCAAGCCUUAGGAAGACUUCUAAAAUAAAAACAUGAAUGAUGAUUGUAAAAGUGAACAAUUUCGUAAGCACUUAAUGUUUUGAAGAUUUUAUUUUAUUAUACAUAAUUAUAUACAUAUAUAUACAACUUACAUACAAACAAAACAAAAAAAAAAAUAUUCAAAUAUCUACAAAAUACCAAAACUUUCCAAAUUACUUACACCCCUCUUAAAACCCCACCCCAAACCCUUUUUAAACUAUUCCUAUAUGCUAUUAUUUAAUAUUUACUGUUUUUUUUUUGUUCAAAUC